Spathaspora passalidarum NRRL Y-27907 is the source of this 2178-nucleotide messenger RNA. Its product is annotated as putative tRNA 4-demethylwyosine synthase. Gene Ontology annotation, biological process: wybutosine biosynthetic process. NCBI's taxonomy places the organism in Eukaryota, Fungi, Ascomycota, Pichiomycetes, Serinales, Debaryomycetaceae. Bases 1 to 2178 code for a protein of 725 amino acids. Gene Ontology annotation, molecular function: 4 iron, 4 sulfur cluster binding; FMN binding; catalytic activity. The record is from RefSeq and is a predicted model, not a curated record. The transcript has a single exon.
AUGGCCAGUGGAAAAUUAAUUUUAGGGCUCUGUAAUGUCCUAUACUUGAUAUCGGGAGGAAGAUGGACCUUUGUUCUUGUCACUAUAGUUCUUUCUGUAUUAUACAACAUUGAGAAAAAUAAGAUUCCUAUUCAAACCCCUCAGGAAUCAUCACAUAUUUAUGAAGUUGAUUUCACUUCAACUUCAUUCACAUCUAGUUCAUAUAUACCUACUUCAGAUACAACCAUUACUAAACGUUCACGUGCUAAGAGAUCUCCUAAGUUGAUUAAAGUGAAGAAACCAGUGGUCGAUUCCCAACCUCAAUUAACUAGAACUUUGGUUGAUUUGCCUAAACAAGCUCAGAUCUUUGUCUUUUAUACCACAUUAACUGGAUCAUCUCAUAGAGUUGCCAAAUCACUUGUUACAAAACUUGAAGGUCUUGGAUUAAGUCAUGCUCCUAAAUUAUUAAGUCUUGAUGAUGACGUUGAUGAUUUGGAAGAAUUCUUUCUCAAGACUCCACAACCUGAAGAUAGCGAAGUCAAGAAUGUCUAUUUAUUAGUGUUGCCUUCUUAUGAAACUGACUCUCCCAUAGAUUAUUUCUUGGAACAUUUACAAGACACAUAUCAAGAUUUCAGAGUUGAUAAAUACCCAUUACGUAGUUUGCUUGGGUUUGCCGUGUUAGGAUUGGGUGAUUCUGAAUCAUGGAACGGUGAAAAGUUCUGCUAUCAAGCUAAAUUGGCCGAUAAAUGGAUGGGUAAGUUAGGUGCAAGAAGAUUGUUCCCUGUGGGUACUGUAUGUAUGAAACAUGAGGGGGAAUCAAAAGCGGAAGAAUGGAUUGAUAACUUCACUCAGUUGUUGGUUGAUGAAGAGCCAUUUUAUGUCGAUGAAAAUGACAGUGUUGAUGAUAGUGAUAAUGAAGAUAGCGACGAAGUAACUGAUUCUGAAACCUUGGUUGAUGUUGAAGAAAUGGGAAACAUUAUUCGUAAAUCGGGGGUAGAAAGUGAAGCCAAACAAAUGGUAGCCAAGGACUCUCCUACUUUCAAAUCAUUAACUAAACAAGGAUACACCAUUGUCGGAUCCCAUUCAGGUGUCAAAAUCUGUCGUUGGACCAAGAGUGCUCUUCGUGGUCGUGGUUCAUGUUAUAAAUUUGCCUUUUACGGUAUUAAAUCACAUUUAUGUAUGGAAACUACGCCAUCCCUUGCAUGUUCCAACAAAUGUGUAUUUUGCUGGCGACAUGGUACCAACCCUGUGGCUAAAUCGAAUUGGAGGUGGGAAGUUGAUCCUCCAGAAAAGAUUUUCAAUGGGGCAUUAGCCGGACACUAUCUGAAGAUUAAGCAAAUGAGAGGUAUUCCUGGUAUUCAAAUGGAUCGAUUCCAAGAAGCAUUCCAAGUGAGACAUUGUGCCUUGUCCCUUGUUGGUGAACCGAUUUUCUAUCCUCAUAUUAACGAGUUCAUUGGCAUGUUGCAUGGCCAACAUAUUUCGUCAUUCUUGGUUUGUAAUGCUCAGCAUCCAGAUCAUUUAGCCAAAUUGAACAAAGUUACUCAAUUAUAUCUCAGUAUUGAUGCUCCUACUAAAACCGAUUUGAAGAAGGUUGAUCGUCCUUUGAACAGUGAUUUCUGGGAAAGAUUAAUGUCAUGUUUGGAUAUUAUUCGUACUACCCAAGCUCAUCAGCGUACCGUGUUCAGAUUGACUUUAGUCAAGGGGUUCAAUAUGGGAGAUAUUGAAAGUUAUGCCGAUAUGGUUGAGCGUGCCAUGCCAUCGCAGAUUGAAAUCAAGGGGGCUACUUUCUGUGGUAGUUCUAAUGGUAAUGGUAAUCCAUUAACCAUGCAGAAUAUUCCAUUUUACGAAGAAUGCAAACAAUUUGUCAUUGCUUUGAAUGAAGAGUUGCAGGGAAGAGGAUUAGAUUACGAUAUUGCCGCUGAACAUGCGCAUAGUUGUUGUAUAUUGAUGGCGCAAAGAAAGUUCCAAAUCAAUGGCAAAUGGCAUACUCAUAUUGAUUAUCCUAAAUUCUUCCAAUUAUUGGAAAGCGGCGAAGAUUUUGUGGAUACUGAUUAUAUUAAAGAGACUCCAGAAUGGGCUGUUUGGGGAAGUGAUGGUGCUGGGUUCAAUCCUGAAGACACAAAGUAUGAUAGAAAGGCUGAGAAGUUGAAGAAGAAGAUUGAAAGGGAAGAAAAGGCAAAGUUGGAAAUUGAAGUGUAA